Messenger RNA from Acanthoscelides obtectus, 519 nucleotides. The record is from the annotation of a GenBank genome assembly. NCBI's taxonomy places the organism in Eukaryota, Metazoa, Arthropoda, Insecta, Coleoptera, Chrysomelidae.
AUGAGCUCCCGGAGUAAACGUAUACUGGAAUUGUGUAACAACACACCACAUAAAGUACCAGUGGGGUAUAUGUCUAGCAAAAAAGACAAUGUCACUAUUACUACUCCGGAUAUCAGCGAAAAAGAAAACUUCAAUAUCUUAGAUCUACCAGUAGACAUAGUCAACGAGAGUUUUAUAGAAACGUUUGGUAUGAUUGAUGCAGAAAUUCUAGAAUCAGUUGAAACUACAAGUCUAGCAGUUCCGGAGUUUGACAAUAUGGAAAUUGUUCACGGAGAAGUUUCAGAAGUCGAAGGACUAUCUGAAGCUACAAACUUUGCAGAUCCAGAAUUCGAGUGUUCAGAUAUCGUUCAAAAUCAAACUCCAGGUGUUGAGGCAGCAGCUGAAAAUGCAGGACUCGAAGUUUCAGUACUUAAGGAGAUGGGUUGCAAAAAGAUAGUGAAAUACAGUCAAAAGUCACGAAAUAUCGUGAAAAUAGUUUCAGCGACGAGGAAGUACAGGCACAACCACGAAAACGCUUAG